This is a messenger RNA of Tauraco erythrolophus (red-crested turaco), 733 nucleotides long. NCBI's taxonomy places the organism in Eukaryota, Metazoa, Chordata, Aves, Musophagiformes, Musophagidae. The record is from RefSeq and is a predicted model, not a curated record.
AUGUGUGCUACAGACCGCCUGAUCAGGAAGAAAAGGCUGCCUUCAGACAACUGGAAGAAGCUUCACAUUCACAGGCCCUUGUCUUCAUGGCAGAGCUUCAACCACAUCAAUAUCUGCUGGAGAGAUGCAGGAGAGUGCAAACAAUUCAUGAGGAUUCUGGAAUGCAUUCAUGGUAGCUUCCUGUCACAGGUGAUUGAGGAGCAAAACAGGGGACGUGCUAUGCUGGACCUCAUACUUAGAAACAAGGAAGAACUGGUUGGAGAUGUGAAGGAAUGUACUCCGGAGAACCUGGAACUGAAAAAGAAGAUUUUCGGUCAGUUAGAUCUUAUUAUUGGUGACAAUGUUAUCUUGAGCAGCUCGACCUCUUGUCUCUUACCCAGCAAAUUGUUCACUGGCCUUAAGCAUGUUAAGCAGUGUAUUGUGUCACAUCCUGUAAAUCCGCCUUACUUUGUGCCAUUGGUUGAAAUUGUUCCUCAUCCAGAAACAGAUCCUUCUACUACAGAGAGAACGUAUGCCCUAAUGAAGAAGAUUGGUCAAUCUCCUGUUAAACUAAACAGAGAAAUUGAAGGGUUUGUUCUGAACCGGCUCCAGUAUGCAGUGAUAAGUGAAGCCUGGAGACUUGUGGGUGAAGGAGUAAUAUCUCCUACUGAUCUAGACCUUGUGAUGUCUGAUGGAUUGGGAAUGCGAUAUGCAUUUAUUGGACCUCUGGAAACCAUGCAUCUUAAUGCAGAAG